Oryza sativa Japonica Group (Japanese rice) is the source of this 2154-nucleotide messenger RNA. RefSeq names its product beta-glucuronosyltransferase GlcAT14A. NCBI's taxonomy places the organism in Eukaryota, Viridiplantae, Streptophyta, Magnoliopsida, Poales, Poaceae. Gene Ontology annotation, cellular component: membrane. The record is from RefSeq and is a predicted model, not a curated record. Gene Ontology annotation, molecular function: glucuronosyltransferase activity.
AGCUCUACUAGCAGAAGCCUGGAAACUAACUAGUUUGACUGAUGCGAGAUGCGAUGCGACUACGCAGCGAACUCUGAUUUGGACAGUUCAUCGCGUAUGCGCGCGGCAGCCGGCCGGUGGGCGACAGAAAUUAGCAGCGUCAGCGUCGAUCCAUCUGCACAAGCACAAGUGCACAACGAUUCCAAUGUUCGUCAGCUUCGCAGCACGCCGGUUGCUUCCAUAUACUCUGCUCCUUUUUUUUCUAUCAUUUCCUCACCCGAUUUGCUGGAUUCCCCUCCUUGGAACCACGUCUGCCGCACAGUUCCAUCCACCGAUCCACGGCCUCCAUAUGCACGUCUCGCGCGUAGGCCGUAGCAUCCCGACAACAAAAACAAAACAAAAAAUCUCCGCUGGUUGGUAUCCUACUAAUUCUGUCCUACACGUUUUAUAUUGGUGUAAAUCGAUGUUUGGUACUCCGAUCCCGUUCAUCAUUGCGUCAGGGCUUAUGUCUGCUCCCCCACGAACUAAUGUGAUUCCCGGUUAGUUCCAUCUGCCAGGCAGCUUGUGUGAUCGAUCUCUUGAGGAGUUGACUAUAACUUGUAGUGUACGCGCCGGCUCAUGCAUCUCUCCGGCGCGCGGCUGAGGAUCCCGACGUGGUGCACAAUGCCGCACGGUUCUUGGCUCCUGCAGACGUGCUCGCCGUCGGCCGCGCUCGCGUCGCUGGCCGUCGUCACGACUAGCCUGCUGAUCAUCGGCUACGCGUCGAGCUCCUUCUUCCUCGGCGCGCCGGCGUACGAGUACGACGAUGUUGUCGAGGCGGCGGCGGCCGUGCCGAGGCGGGGGCCCGGGUACCCGCCGGUGCUGGCGUACUACAUCUCCGGCGGGCACGGGGACAGCGUGCGGAUGACGCGGCUGCUCAAGGCCGUGUACCACCCGAGGAACCGGUACCUGCUGCACCUGGACGCCGGCGCGGGCGCGUACGAGCGGGCGAGGCUGGCGGGGUAUGCCCGGUCGGAGCGGGCGUUCCUCGAGUACGGGAACGUGCACGUCGUCGGCAAGGGCGACCCCGUCGACGGCCGCGGUCCGUCCGCCGUCGCCGCCGUGCUCCGCGGCGCCGCUGUCCUGCUGAGGGUCGGCGCCGAGUGGGACUGGCUCGUCACGCUUGGCGCGUCGGACUACCCACUCGUCACGCCGGACGACCUUCUCUACGCCUUCUCCUCCGUGCGGAGGGGGCUCAGCUUCAUCGACCACAGGAUGGAUUCCGGCGGCGCCGAGGCGGUCGUCGUCGACCAGAACCUCCUGCAGAGCACCAACGCCGAGAUAUCGUUCUCGUCGGGGCAACGAGCAAAGCCUGACGCGUUCGAGCUCUUCAGAGGCUCGCCAAGGCCGAUCUUGAGCCGGGACUUCGUCGAGUACUGCGUGGUGGCGCCGGACAACCUCCCAAGGACGCUGCUCCUGUACUUCAGCAACUCCCUGAGCCCCAUGGAGUUCUACUUCCAGACGGUCAUGGCCAACUCCGCCCAGUUCCGGAACAGCACCGUCAACCACAACCUCCGGCACACGGUGGCGCAGGACGGCGGCGCGCCGACGUCGCAGGGCGCGGAUGGGCAGCAGGCGUCGCGGUACGACGCGAUGGUCGGCAGCGGGGCGGCCUUCGCCGGGGCGUUCGGCGACGACGACGACGCGCUGCUGCAGAGGAUAGACGAGGAGGUGCUGCGGCGUCCGCUCGAUGGCGUCACGCCGGGCGAGUGGUGCGUGGCCGACGGUGAGGAGGGCACAGACAACGAGUGCUCGGUCGGAGGCGACAUUGACGUGGUCAGGCACGGCGCCAAGGGACGGAAGCUGGCGACCUUGGUGGUUGACCUCGUUGGGGCCUGACCGUGUGACGGGUCCAACAGUUCAGAGAAAACGAGCAAUGAGAUGACAGAUGAGCGGCAGAGGAACAGUUUGAUGUUUCACUGCUCAAAGAACAACUAGUGCAGGCCAAGUGCCCCUAAAAUGCCUCUUCAGGCCAGCAGCCCGGUGGUUGCGUCAUACUUUAUUAUUCACAUGUACGAAUGUACCAUGGAUCCAACGCAUAUUGCAUUGGACAAAAAAUGUGUGGCAAAGUGUUCGAGACUUAUACAAGAAUACAAAUCGCGGCUGUGCUCAACUUGGCAGGCCGCCAUUUGGAGA